Molecule: messenger RNA, 663 nt
Organism: Saccharomyces paradoxus
Lineage: Eukaryota; Fungi; Ascomycota; Saccharomycetes; Saccharomycetales; Saccharomycetaceae
Gene: RSA3
Product: Rsa3p
Exons: 1
Coding region: 1-663 (220 amino acids)
Biological process (GO): ribosomal large subunit assembly
Cellular component (GO): preribosome, large subunit precursor
Source: RefSeq, a predicted model, not a curated record
AUGUCAGCAGGGGAUAUAUCAGCCAUAACUACCAAAUCUAUCAAAAAAAACAGAAGGAGGAAGAAGAGAAGAACAGCCGAUGUUUCAUCAUCAGAUUCUUCGUCGUCAGAUUCCUCAUCAGAAAAUGAAAAGGAGGAAAUCCAAAAUGGGCCCACCAAAGAGAGUGUUACUGGAAAUGGUAAAAUUGACCAUGCUCUCUCAAAAGGUAAUGACGAGGACAGGCAUGAAGACAUCGAAAUGGAAGUUUCCGAUGUCGAGCUAACAGACGAAGAGAGCAAGGAUUUGAGGUUAAAUUCAAAAGAAGUGAUAGAUGAUUUCACCAAAAUUUCUUUGAGCAAAAUCCCAGAACCUAUGAAAUCUCAAAAAAAGGACAGUUUCAUGAAUGCAUCGAAAAUUGCCGAAAACAUCAAGCUUGCGAGGGAAGAAUACAACGAAUUGGCAGAAAAUUUUACACCAAAAGGGAAAGACAAGACAAAAGUAAGGGAAGAAUAUUUAAAUUUACUUUUCGAAAAUUACGGUGAUGAUAUCAGUCAUCUUAGAUCUGCCCCGGAUUUUACGAAUAAAUCCUUAUCCGUUUUGGCAGAUGCUCUACAAGAAGGAAUAGGAAUGUUUGAUAUUGGUGAACUAGAAUUGGUCCUGAAAAAUAAAGAAAUGGAGAAUUAA